AAUGGGAGGCUGUUCAUCUAUUUCCUGUAUAGAUAGUCUUCUAUUUCAGAAUAACAAUUCACUGACACCUAUGUCGCCAAAUAGACUGGCUAGAGCAAGAAGAAGAGCAUCUCAAGCUCCUCCUUCGUUUUCAUCUCUGCCUCUCAAUGAGAGAGAGGUUAUAAAGAUGGCUCGGACGUGGAGAACAAUUCAGAGGCAAAUGACUAGAGCAGGAAAGCUCAUGUUCAUACGAAUGUUUGAAUCGAGUGAUGCUGUUCGUUCAACUUUCGAGCAGUUUCGAUCUGUGGAUCAAGUUUCUGAUUUGUGGACUAGCAAAUCAUUAGAGAAUCAUGCCAUGAUUGUUAUGAAUGCCUUAGAUGAGGCAUUUAGUAAUUUGGAGGACGAAGAAUAUGUUGUCGAUUUAUUACUUAUUAAUGGUCUAUCUCAUAGAAGAUUCGUUAGUAUGACGGCAGCUGUAUUUUGGAAUUACUCUUUUCUCGUAAAAAAAAAGUCAGUUGAAGAACCUUUUCUAUUAGCGAUAAAAGAGAUUCUCGAAGAUAAGUAUACCGCAUCUACCGAAGCCUUAUUUCGCAAGACAAUAAAGUGGGUGCUUGAGAUAUUAAUAUUUGGUUUUGAAAGUUCAAAUGCUGAAAGAUUUGUCAAUAAAAAGGAUGAAAUUAACUUCAUGGUUGUUGAAGGAGACGAAACUUGA
This is a messenger RNA of Dimorphilus gyrociliatus, 691 nucleotides long. The record is from the annotation of a GenBank genome assembly. Lineage: Eukaryota; Metazoa; Annelida; Polychaeta; Dinophilidae.